ACCAUCCCAGCUGUGCUCUCUGGCUGCUGCCGCCACUCCCAGCCCUUGCCUCUGGUAUAUCUUAAAGAUCCAGAAACAUGACUGACUCCAAGUACUUCACAACCAAUAAAAAGGGAGAAAUCUUUGCAUUAAAAGCUGAACUCAACAAUGAAAAGAAAGAAAAGAGGAAAGAGGCUGUGAAAAAAGUGAUUGUUGCUACGACUGUGGGGAAGGAUGUUAGCUCUCUCUUUCCGGAUGUAGUCAACUGUAUGCAGACGGAUAACCUGGAAUUAAAGAAGCUCGUGUAUCUGUACUUGACAAACUACGCCAAGAGUCAACCAGACAUGGCCAGCAUGGCUGUCAACAGUUUUGUGAAGGACUGUGAAGAUCCCAAUCCUUUGAUUCGGGCCUUGGCAGUCAGAACCAUGGGGUGCAUCCGGGUGGACAAGAUUACAGAAUAUAUUUGUGAGCCCCUUCGCAAGUGCUUGAAGGAUGAAGAUCCCUAUGUUCGGAAAACAGCAGCAGUCUGUGUGGCAAAACUCCAUGAUAUCAAUGCCCAAAUGGUGGAAGAUCAGGGAUUUCUCGAUUCUCUGCGGGAUCUCAUAGCAGAUUCAAAUCCAAUGGUGGUGGCUAAUGCUGAAGCAGGAUUGUCUGAAAUUAGUGAGUCUCACCCAAACAGCAACUUUCUCAAUUUGAACCCACAGAACAUUAAUAAGCUACUGACAGCUCUGAAUGAGUGCACCGAGUGGGGCCAGAUUUUCAUCUUGGACUGCUUGUCUAACUAUAACCCUAAAGAUGACUGGGAAGCUCAGAGCAUCUGUGAGUGGGUAACUCGGUUAUCCCAUGCCAACUCAGCAGUGGUAUUCUCAGCAAUAAAAGUCCUAAUGAAAUUUCUGGAAUUGUUACCCAAGGACUCCGACUACUACAAUAUGCUGCUGAAGAAGUUAGCUCCUCCACUUGUUACUUUGCUGUCUGGGGAGCCAGAAGUGCAGUAUGUUGCCUUGAGGAACAUCAACUUAAUUGUCCAGAAAAGGCCUGAAAUCUUGAAGCAGGAAAUCAAAGUCUUCUUUGUGAAGUACAAUGAUCCCAUCUAUGUUAAACUAGAGAAGUUGCACAUCAUGAUUCGCCUGGUGUCCCAAGCUAACAUUGCUCAGGUUUUAGCAGAGCUGAAGGAAUAUGCCACUGAGGUGGAUGCUGACUUCGUUCGCAAAGCUGUGAGGGCCAUUGGACGAUGUGCCAUCAAGGUGGAACAAUCUGCAGAGCACUGUGUAAGCACAUUGCUUGACUUAAUCCAGACCAAAGUAAAUUAUGUGGUCCAAGAGGCAAUUGUUGUCAUCAGGGAUAUCUUCCGCAAAUAUCCCAACAAGUAUAAAAGUAUUAUUGCCACUCUGUGUGAGAACUUAGACACCUUGGAUGAGCCAGAUGCACGAGCAGCCAUGAUUUGGAUCAUGGGAGAAUAUGCUGAAAGAAUUGACAAUGCAGAUGAGUUACUAGAGAGUUUCUUGGAGGGUUUUCAUGAAGAAAGUACCCAAGUCCAGCUCAUUCUGCUUACUGCCAUAGUAAAGCUGUUUCUCAAGAAACCAUCAGAAACACAAGAGCUCAUCCAACAGGUCUUGAGUUUGGCAACACAGGAUUCCGAUAAUCCUGACCUCCGAGACCAGGGCUAUAUUUAUUGGUGUCUUCUCUCAACUGACCCAGUGACAGCCAAAGAAGUAGUCUUGUCUGAGAAGCCACUAAUCUCUGAGGAAACAGACCUUAUUGAGCCAACUCUGCUGGAUGAACUGAUAUGUCACAAUGGUUCCUUGGCCUCUGUGUAUCAUAAGCCUCCCAAUGCUUGUGGGAGUCAUGGGAUUCAUCGCAAACACUUGCCAAUUCAUCAUGGGAGCACUGAUGCAGGUGACAGUCCUGUUGGCACCACCAUUGCAAGCAACCUGGAACAGCCUCAGGUUAUCCCCUCUCAAGGUGACCUUCUUGGAGAUCUUUUAAAUCUUGACCUUGGUCCCCCAGUCAAUGUGCCACAGGUGUCCUCCAUGCAGAUGGGAGCAGUGGAUCUCCUGGGAGGACUAGAUAGUCUGGUCGGACAGUCCUUCAUCCCAUCAUCACUGCCUGCAACCUUUGCUCCCUCACCGACUCCUGCCAUAGUCAGCAGUGUUCUUAAUGACCUGUUUGAACUCUCCAUGGGGAUAGGCAUGGCGCCUGGUGGAUACGUGGCUCCUAAGGCUGUCUGGCUACUUGGAGUAAAGGCCAAAGGCUUGGAGAUUUCAGGAACAUUUACUCACCGCCAGGGGCACAUCUAUAUGGAAAUGAACUUCACCAACAAAGCUCUGCAGCAUAUGACAGACUUUGCAAUCCAGCUUAACAAGAACAGCUUUGGUGUCAUCCCAAGCACUCCUCUGGCCAUCCAUACACCACUGAUGCCAAACCAAAGCAUUGACGUCUCCCUGCCUCUCAACACCUUGGGCCCAGUCAUGAAGAUGGAACCUCUAAAUAACUUGCAGGUGGCUGUUAGAAACAAUAUUGAUGUCUUCUACUUUAGCUGCCUCAUCCCACUCAAUGUGCUUUUUGUAGAAGAUGGCAAAAUGGAGCGCCAAGUCUUCCUGGCAACAUGGAAGGACAUUCCCAAUGAAAAUGAACUCCAGUUUCAGAUUAAGGAAUGUCAUUUAAAUGCUGACACUGUUUCCAGCAAAUUGCAAAACAACAAUGUUUAUACUAUUGCCAAGAGAAACGUGGAAGGGCAGGACAUGCUGUACCAGUCCCUAAAGCUCGCUAAUGGCAUUUGGAUUUUGGCUGAGCUACGUAUCCAGCCAGGAAACCCUAAUUAUACGCUGUCACUGAAAUGUAGAGCUCCUGAAGUGUCUCAAUACAUCUAUCAGGUCUACGAUAGCAUUUUGAAAAACUAAUAAACUGGUCCAGUAUCCUCCCA
Cavia porcellus (domestic guinea pig) is the source of this 2902-nucleotide messenger RNA. RefSeq names its product AP-2 complex subunit beta-like. Gene Ontology annotation, cellular component: clathrin adaptor complex; membrane coat. Lineage: Eukaryota; Metazoa; Chordata; Mammalia; Rodentia; Caviidae. The record is from RefSeq and is a predicted model, not a curated record. Gene Ontology annotation, biological process: vesicle-mediated transport; intracellular protein transport. Gene Ontology annotation, molecular function: clathrin binding.